AUGGAACCGUUCAUGUCACUGGACAACUCAAAUGUAAUGGAAAACCGUAUGCAGAUGAUUUGGUGCAAGUUUGGGAGCAUAAGUUUAUUGGCCACGAAGUUUGGUAUGAGGGUUGGACCGAUCACAACGGGAACUUCUCCAUUGAAGCUUCUGGACAUGAACAUAAAUCCCGGAAUAUUCUACACUGAAAAUGGCUUUGGAUUUGCUGUCUACCCAUACAUCUGGAUUCCAAACUACUGUAACACUCAAAUAGAGCACAGAAAGCCGCGAUGCACGAAGAAUUUGGUGCAGAUUUAUAUUCCGAAAGAAUUCAUCAGUUAUGCAAACCAUCCAAGGGUCUUCAAUAUCGGGACGAUUGAUUUGGAAAAGGCGGAGGGAAAGAAUUUCAAGAGUAUUGAACAGUUUUUCGGUUACCAUCAAGAGUGUAGAAACGACUACGACGACCGGGAAGGUGUCGCCAUUGACUUCGUUCUCGAGACCGUCAAUGUGACCGAGGACGAGAACGGAAAAAUCGUCUUCCGCCAUCGCCGUUAUAUUAUCUCGGGCCUCCACUAUGCCUAA
Caenorhabditis briggsae is the source of this 561-nucleotide messenger RNA. NCBI's taxonomy places the organism in Eukaryota, Metazoa, Nematoda, Chromadorea, Rhabditida, Rhabditidae. The record is from RefSeq and is a predicted model, not a curated record. The transcript has 6 exons. The coding region runs from base 1 to 561 and encodes 186 amino acids.